AUGACAAAAUCAACUCCAACCAGCCCUCUCUCCCUCUGCCUCUUCCUCUGUUUCAUCUUCUCGCUUCCAUUUCACGCCUCACCAUCACCGACCACAGAGGCGCAAGCUCUUGUCAAAUGGAAGAACUCUCUCUCUCCUCCUCCUCCACCACCUUCUCUGAGCUCAUGGUCACUCACCAACAUCCCCCAUCUCUGCAACUGGACUGGCAUUGCCUGCAACGGGGGCGGGUUGGUCACAGAUAUCAGCCUCUCUGGCUCAAGCCUCAACGGCACGCUCGAUGCGCUCGACUUCGCUUCAUUCCCGAACCUGACCCGCUUUGACGUCAGCAACAACAAUCUCGAGGGCCCAAUACCGUCCUUGAUCGGCAAUCUAUCCCAGCUCGGGUUCUUGGACCUGGCGGGAAAUUUCUUCGAAGGGGCGAUUCCUCACUCCAUUGGACAAUUGAGAAAGCUUGAAAAGCUUGAUUUGACCCUAAACGAGUUGACCUCUUCGAUCCCUUCGGAACUCGGGCUCUGUUCUAACCUCACCUUCUUAGCCCUUGCCCAGAAUUCGAUCUCUGGGGAGCUGCCUCUCUCACUGUCCAAUCUGGUUAGAUUGUCAGAAUUUGGAGCUUCAGAGAAUCGUCUGUCUGGUGAGUUACCGCCUGAAUUCUUCACGAAUUGGACCAAACUUAUUUCUCUGCAGCUCCAGAACAAUUUUCUCUCCGGGCAAAUUCCGACUGAAAUCCGAAGCUUGACCAAGCUCAAUUGCCUCUUCAUGUACAGCAAUUGGCUAUCCGGGAAAAUUCCGCCCGAAAUUGGAAGCCUGACCAAGCUCAAUUACCUCUCCUUGGAAAACAAUUCGCUCUCCGGCCCAAUCCCAGGGAUUGGGAGCCUCAAGAAUUUGCUUCAGUUAGACCUCUCAAUGAACAAUCUCUCCGGGCAAAUUUCACCCGAAAUCGGAAGCCUGACCAAGCUCAAUUUCGUCAACAUGCGCAGCAAUUUGCUCUCAGGGACUAUUCCUCCGGAGGUCGGGAAUCUCACAUUAUUGACCGAUCUCGACCUCAGCAUGAACCAGUUUUAUGGAGAGGUCCCCGAGACCAUCUCUCGCCUUGCUAACUUACAGUGGAUCUCUUUGUUCACGAACAAUUUCUCGGGAGGAAUACCACGUGAUUUCGGCAAGUACAGCCCUUCUCUUAUGUAUGUUGCCUUUUCACACAACAGCUUCACUGGAGAACUGCCGCCAUAUUUGUGCAGUGGCUUUGCUCUUAUAUAUCUCAUGAUCGAUGGGAAUAACUUCACGGGGCCGCUGCCCGACUGUUUGAAGAAUUGUUCGUGGCUAACGAGAGUCCGUCUAGAGCACAAUCAGUUGACUGCAGAUAUCAUGAGUGCGUUCGGAGUUUAUCCGAAUCUGGUCUUUAUAAGACUCAACAACAACCGAUUUGUUGGGAAUCUCACGGCACAAUGGGGAGAGUGCACAAAUCUCACGAAUUUCCAGAUAGAUGGUAACAAAAUUGCCGGCCGCAUCCCCCCGGAGCUUGGAAAGUUGUCUCAGUUGCGUGUCCUGACUUUGUACAACAAUGAAUUGACUGGGAAAAUUCCUGACGAGAUAGGAAAUCUAGGGGAGUUGCUUAACUUGAACUUGAGCAACAACCAUUUGGUCGGAGAUAUUCCCAUCUCGUUAGGAAACUUAUCGAAGUUAAAUUAUCUUGAUUUGUCGAAAAAACGCAAUGAGUGGUAG
This is a messenger RNA of Eucalyptus grandis, 1719 nucleotides long. RefSeq names its product probable leucine-rich repeat receptor-like protein kinase At5g63930. The record is from RefSeq and is a predicted model, not a curated record. The transcript has a single exon. Lineage: Eukaryota; Viridiplantae; Streptophyta; Magnoliopsida; Myrtales; Myrtaceae. The coding region runs from base 1 to 1719 and encodes 572 amino acids. Gene Ontology annotation, molecular function: protein binding.